Molecule: messenger RNA, 843 nt
Organism: Cyclocybe aegerita
Lineage: Eukaryota; Fungi; Basidiomycota; Agaricomycetes; Agaricales; Hemipholiotaceae
Source: the annotation of a GenBank genome assembly
AUGUCCCACAUCCUCAUUGACGAUCAAGACCUUUCUCGCGUGACGUACAACGGGACAUGGAUACGCGGAGGGAGCGCUUUAGAGCACGAGAGUACGGUGGCAAGCUCUACGGUGGUAGGUGACUCUUUCACGGUUGAUUUUAAUGGAACUUCGAUUGUUGUGUAUGGGACUAUCGACGUGACUUCGGAAGGUGUUAUAACCAGCUACGCGGUCGAUAGCGCUCUUCCCGCUCAGAUUACUUCCCAAGGUGGACCUGGAGAUACCUUUAAUCAACAGUUCUGGAAGUCGCCCACUCUUUCCGUCGGAGAACACACCCUGAAGGUCCAAAUGCUCAAAGUAAAUCCUGACCCCACUCCAGGAGAGGGGACAAUUUGGUUCGAUUAUUUCCUUGCGACAGACCCUACCAUACGUUCAACCACAACCACAAACCCUACUGCUGUCGAACCAUUCAUUAUCGGGACUACAGAGGACGACUCUGAGGCUAGGACUCCAUCCAGGACAUUACAUUCCCACUCCGAACUUAUUUCGCUAACACGCUCGAAAACAUUCCACGAGCGACCUCAACCACAGUCCAGUGCAACCGGAAGCUCUUCUACAACGUCUAAUGUAGCCACUCCUGAGGCCCUGAACGACACCAUAGUUGCAGGAAAACGACAAGCUACAACCACCUGUUGGCAGCCAGUGUCCACUGGCAACGCUAAUCCUCUGGUGACAGGAGCUCCAGAAAACCCAGAGCCGGUGCAACACGUGGACAGUGGUGUAAGGACCAUCAGUUCCCAGGUAAUCGACUCUCCUGCUCGCCCUGUGGCUGUCGAGCUUCCUCCCGUGUAUAGUCCCGUUUAA